This is a messenger RNA of Gongylonema pulchrum, 282 nucleotides long. NCBI's taxonomy places the organism in Eukaryota, Metazoa, Nematoda, Chromadorea, Rhabditida, Gongylonematidae. The record is from the annotation of a GenBank genome assembly.
AUGGAUAUAUCGUUCGAAAUUCAUUCAAUGCGUGAUGAUGUGCUCGAUUUUUGUGGUAUUGCUGAAACAGAUGGUGAACCGCUUGAUAUUGCAUUACCGUUGUUGUAUACAGCUACUAGUGAACUGUUUUUCAAACCAGCUAACAACGAUCGGUUAGUAACGUUCGUUAUCAAUUCUCAUUCAGUCAUUCUUUCGUUCUUCAGUUUACUCAUCAAAUCAGAUUCCUGUAUUUACCGGCUGUUCACAAUAUUGUGGGUUUGUACAGAGCGCAAAAAUCACUAG